This is a messenger RNA of Bombina bombina (fire-bellied toad), 1743 nucleotides long. Its product is annotated as olfactory receptor 1361-like. Gene Ontology annotation, cellular component: membrane. Gene Ontology annotation, biological process: G protein-coupled receptor signaling pathway. The transcript has 2 exons. The coding region runs from base 1 to 1743 and encodes 580 amino acids. Gene Ontology annotation, molecular function: G protein-coupled receptor activity; olfactory receptor activity. Lineage: Eukaryota; Metazoa; Chordata; Amphibia; Anura; Bombinatoridae. The record is from RefSeq and is a predicted model, not a curated record.
AUGUCACCAAAAAUGAAACAAGUAGAUAAAAAAGGUAAUAAGACUGCCAAUUCAAUUAACUCCCCGAAUAAAUCACUAAGGGAAGAGAGGAUUCCUGACACUUCCUAUGCUGGGGAAAUUGCAACACUGGUUUCGGCUUUAAUAGGCCCUAAACUGGAAGAGAUUCAUAUAAGAUUGAAUAUAAUUUUGGAGGAGUUAAAAAGCCAGGCAGAGAGAAUAAAGGAAAUGGAACAACGGAUCUCUAAUUGUGAAGAUACCCAGAUUAAGGUACAACUCCAGAUGGAGGCCCUGUUGAAACAAAAUAUAUCUCUGUCUAAUAAAAUUGACGAGAUGGAAAAUAGGUCUAGGCGGAGCAAUCUGCGCCUGAUUGGUAUCCCUGAAUCACUGAGACCCCAGGAUCUAAAAAAGUUUGUGGAACGGACUAUUCCUGAGUUACUGGGUUUAAAUCCAGAGGAGAAUAUCUUCACAACUGAAAGAGUACACAGAAUGGGAAGAGAGAGAGAUCAUUCAACAACAACCGAUAGGAGACCAAGGCCAGUGAUGGCGAAGUUUUUAAACUUUCAAGGAAAAAGUGAGAUCCUGAGAGCUUAUAGGAAACAACAGAAUCUAUAUCACCAAGGAGCAAAGAUUCUGCUCUUCCAGGACUUUUCCACUGAGGUUUCAUUGAAAAGGAAACAAUUCUCGCCCAUCUGUUCUCGCCUAGUGGCUGAAAAGAGGUUUUUCUCCCUGUUGUAUCCAGCUAGACUCAGGAUAAAAUCUGGCAUGGACUUCCUCUUUUUUGAUUCCCCAGAAGCAGCUCUUUCCUUUGUGAUCACAAGAGUAGGAAUGAACCAAAGCGAUAUCACACACUUUGUCCUGUCAGGUUUUUCAGAACUAUCAGACAAACAGUUAAUGCUCGCUAUUUUAUUCCUUAUUUUCUAUCUAAUUGCACUGACUGGAAAUGUAAUAAUUAUCUUACUGGUAAAAUUUGACUCUAAUCUACAUAACCCAAUGUACUUUUUCUUGGGAAACUUGUCCUUUAUUGACAUCUGUUUUAUCUCUACUACACUCCCAAAGUUGUUAGUCAACCAUUUAUUUGGUUCAAACAGCAUUUCUCUACAUGGAUGUAUUAUGCAAAUGUAUUUCUUUUUCUUUAUUGGAAAUACAGAGAGUCUCCUUAUGGCUGUGAUGGCUCUGGAUCGGUAUGUCGCCAUCUGCAGGCCACUGCAUUACACUGUUGUUAUGAGCUGGAAGACUUGCUACAUGCUGCUGAUCUCUUGUUGGGCGACAUCUUCUCUUCAUUCACUCAUUUAUAGUCUUAUGACAUCAAGGUUAUCAUUUUGUGGCUCCAACAUUGUAAGACAUUUCUUCUGUGAUAUUCCUCCAAUUCUUCAGAUAACUUGCUCAGAUACCUUUGUUUACCAACUUGUACUUUACACAGAAGGAUCACUAAUGGUAGGUGGACCCUUCAUAGUGAUCUUGAUGUCCUAUGUCUAUAUCUUUAUAUCCAUACUAGGUGUGUCCUCUUUGGUUCAUCGUAGAAAAUUGUUCUCCACUUGUUCUUCUCAUCUGGCUGUAGUAUCUCUGUUUUAUGGCACUGAUUUGUUCACCUACAUGAGACCUUCACUAAGUCCUACCUCAUUAUAUAACCAAAUUGUGAGUGUCAUGUACACAGCUAUAACACCUAUGCUUAACCCCUUCAUUUACAGCCUUAGAAACAAUGAUGUUAUGCAAGCCUUCAAAAGGCUCAUGGGUAGAAAAUAA